Polypterus senegalus (gray bichir) is the source of this 3611-nucleotide messenger RNA. RefSeq names its product ligase IV, DNA, ATP-dependent (gene lig4). The coding region runs from base 115 to 2826 and encodes 903 amino acids. NCBI's taxonomy places the organism in Eukaryota, Metazoa, Chordata, Cladistia, Polypteriformes, Polypteridae. Gene Ontology annotation, molecular function: DNA binding; ATP binding; DNA ligase (ATP) activity. The transcript is spliced from 2 exons. Gene Ontology annotation, biological process: DNA biosynthetic process; immunoglobulin V(D)J recombination; nucleotide-excision repair, DNA gap filling. The record is from RefSeq and is a predicted model, not a curated record. Gene Ontology annotation, cellular component: DNA ligase IV complex; DNA-dependent protein kinase-DNA ligase 4 complex.
AGGAAGUGAGUUGUGAUAGGUUGGACAAAAGUUACCUGUCUUCCGUAAACGCGCGUAUCCAACGCGGAAGCAGACAGAAGGUUUUUGACCGAGAACGUACGAAACAUUGUAAGGAUGGCUACAACGAUGCCUUCCGUUGCUUCUCAGGUUCCCUUUGCACAUUUGUGUUCAACGUUAGAAAAAAUACAAAAGACAAAGACUCGGCCCGAGAAAGCAAAACAUUUGAAGGAUUUUUUGGACUCCUGGAGAAAGUUUCACAGCGCGCUUCAUAAAAAUGACCCCAACACGACAGAUUCGUUCUAUCCUGCAAUGCGCCUGAUCCUCCCCCAGCUGGAGCGAGAGAGAAUGGCAUAUGGGAUAAAGGAAAACAUGCUCGCCAAGCUGUAUAUCGACGUUUUAUGUUUGUCAAAAGAUGGUGAGGAUGCAAACAAGCUUCUCAACUACCGAGCUCCUAGCACCUCCCAGGGAGAGGCAGGGGAUUUUGCCGUUGUGGCUUAUUUUGUCCUAAAGAAGCGAUGCACAAAUCAGGGGUGUCUUUCCAUCCAGGAAGUCAAUAACUUCCUGGAUUCGGUGGCCAGCAAUAAUGCUGCUAAAAGGAAAGACUUGGUGAGGAAGAGUCUACAGGACUUGAUAACAAAAACCUCGGCUUUGGAGCAAAAAUGGCUGAUUCGCAUGAUCCUGAAAGACAUGAAACUGGGCUACAGCAAAGAAACCGUGCUGAACAUUUUUCAUCCAGACGCUGUGGAACUCCACAACGUUACCACAGAUCUGGAAAAGGUAUGCCGGCAACUUCACGACCCAAAAGUUUGCCUGUCGGACGUUUCCAUUGCUUUGUUUUGUGCCUUUAAGCCCAUGUUGGCCGCGAUCGCAGACAUCCAUCAGAUUGAAAAGCAAAUGAACAACCUGCCCUUCUAUAUUCAGACAAAAUUAGAUGGAGAGCGCAUGCAGUUGCACAAAGAUGGAGACGUGUACAAGUAUUACUCUCGCAACGGGUAUGACUAUACCCAGCAGUUUGGUGCGUCACCUUUAGAGGGAUCCUUAACUCCAUUUAUUCACAAUGUUUUCAAAAGCAAUAUUGUAAACUGCAUACUGGAUGGGGAGAUGAUGGCUUACAACCCUACCACCGAGACCUUCAUGCAGAAAGGCAGCAAGUUUGACAUUAAACGCAUGGUGGAGGAUUCUGAAUUGCAGACUUGCUUCUGUGUAUUUGAUGUGCUGCUGGUCAAUGACCAGAAACUCGGGCACGAGGUGCUUCGUAAAAGACACGAGAUUCUCGAUAGUGUCUUUGCUCCCGUGCAGGGCAGGAUUCACAUUGUCCCCAAAAUGGAGGCAAGGACGAAACAGGAAGUGGUGAAUUUUCUGAAUGAAGCAAUUGACAACAGGGAGGAAGGAAUCAUGGUAAAGGAUCCCAUGUCUAUUUACAAGCCGGAUAAACGUGGGGAGGGUUGGUUAAAGAUAAAGCCAGAAUACGUAGACGGUCUCAUGGAUGAACUGGACAUCCUAAUCGUUGGGGGUUAUUGGGGAAAGGGACUACGGGGUGGAAUGAUGUCCCAUUUUUUAUGCGCAGUUGCUGAAACUCCACCGCCAGGAGAAAAGCCCAAAGUCUUCCACUCGCUGUGCAGAAUUGGAUCGGGGUAUACAAUGAAGGAGUUGUACGACCUCGGCCUAAAGCUGGCGAAUCACUGGAAGCCGUAUCGCAAAAAAGAUCCUCCAAUUUCUAUUUUGUGUGCUUCUGAAAGACCAGAGGCAUACAUCGAACCGUGUCAUUCGGUGAUUGUCCAGGUCAAGGCUGCGGAAAUUGUUGACAGCGACAUGUACAAAACCGGAUGCACGCUUCGCUUUCCAAGAAUUGAAAAAAUACGCAACGACAAGGAGUGGUAUGAGUGUAUGACCGUGAAAGAUCUGGCCCAUUUUCACUCGAAAGCUUCCGGAAAGCUAGCCUCCCGACAUGUGAAACUGAAUGAGGAUGAGCCAGAUAAGAAGAAAAGGAAAGUUGCCAAAACGAAGAAGGUCAUCGAUGUCAUCGAUCACUUCAAAUCCCAAGACCUUUCAAAUAUCAGCAGAGUUUCCAAUAUAUUUGAGGACGUGGAGUUCUGUAUCAUGAGUGGCAACUCAGAACAUUCAAAGGCAGAGCUUGAAAAGGCCGUUGCCCAGUAUGGCGGUAUUGUGGUUCAGAACCCAGGGAAGGAUACAUACUGCAUCAUCGCUGGUAUCGAGAACAUGAGAGUCAAAAAUGUUAUCGCUUCAAAGGACUUUGACGUUGUCCAAGUCGAGUGGCUGUUAGAAUGCAUAAAUGCAGAAAAAUGUGUCCCGUGGCAGCCCUGUCACAUGAUUCACAUGUCCCCUUCCACCAAGCAGCACUUUGCUAAGGAAUAUGAUUGCUACGGUGAUAGCUAUCUUGUAGACACUGAUGAAGAUCAGCUGAAGGAGGUGUUUAAACGUAUAAAGAAGACUGAGGAGAAGAUGUCGUUGGAAGCCACAGCUGAUCUGGAGCAGAGGUACGGCUGGGUGGAUCGACCCAACAGCCUGUUUCGGCAGUGCAGAGUUUAUCUGGACCAGUAUGCUGAAAUUGGGAACCGAGGAAGUCAAAUUCACGGAUCCAGCUUGAAAAUAAGAGCUUUGGAACUCCGAUUUCAUGGUGCAGAAGUGCUGUCCGAGCUCUUGGAAGGAGUUUCACAUGUAAUCGUCAAAGAUGAAGCUCGCAUCCAGGAGCUGAAAGGCAUCAGGCGAGCGUUUGAAAAGAAGUUUAAGAUUGUUCUGGAAUCAUGGGUAACUGAGUCUAUCAAUGCAGGCUAUCUGAUGAAUGAGAAUGAUUACCUUGUAUAAAGAUCAUGAGCUGAGUGGUAAAUAUUUAUGAAGAUUUUAAAGAAUUUUUAUUAUUUUUAACAUAUAUAUUACUGCAAUUAAAUAUAUUUUAAAUAUAAUUGUUCAGAGCUAUAUCUGUCUUUGAAAAAUGGAUGCAUCCUAUGUACUUCAAUUAAUAUAGCGCUCUCCUUAAUGUUUGGUACAAACACAUUUUUCCUUCAUCUUUUAUUCUCAUAGCUAUUUGCAUUUUUUAUUCUGUUACUUAUAGGGAUGCUGCUUCUGUCUGAAUUUUCAAUUUGUGUGCCUUUAAAGGUAAUUAUUCUCCUUUGAGUCAAUCUCGGUUGUGUCUCCUCAUGAUAACACUAGUUUUUAGCGGUUGUGUCUUAGCUUACUUUCGUCUUUCUCUUUAACCACGUCUUCUGUUUUGCACUUUCCUGCUGCAAACAAAUUUCUCUUUGGGCUGGUCAAGUGUACCUAACCUGCAGUAUAUAUGGAAAGCGUUCUAGUCCAAAUUCAUACUUUUUCAGUUCAGCCUCAUUCUGAAAAUUAUUAUUUCGUAGUCGCUACAUUACAUGUUUAUGGCAAUAGAAGACAGCUAACAGUGCAGUGCCCUCCAGAAUGUUUGGGACAAAGACACGUUUUUCAUUUAUUCAUCACUCCUCUGCCGCAUCUCUCUAUACAGUGAGACCUUGAGAUACGAGUUUAAUUUGUUCGGUGAACGAGCUUGUAUGCUUAUAUCUCAAAUCAAUUUUCACCAUUGAAAUUAAUUGAAAUUAGAUUAAUUCAUGCCAGCCCCCAAAAAAAAC